Molecule: messenger RNA, 1854 nt
Organism: Cokeromyces recurvatus
Lineage: Eukaryota; Fungi; Mucoromycota; Mucoromycetes; Mucorales; Mucoraceae
Product: mitochondrial carrier domain-containing protein
Exons: 5
Coding region: 246-1793 (515 amino acids)
Biological process (GO): transmembrane transport
Molecular function (GO): calcium ion binding; ATP transmembrane transporter activity
Source: RefSeq, a predicted model, not a curated record
AGAAAAAAAAAACUCGAUCUUUAAUAAAAAUAAAUAUUUUCCCUUCCCCCACUUUUUUUUAGGACAUUUUUUUUUUCCUUAUUGUGGGGAACGAAAAGAUUUUUUAUUUUUUUUUAUUUUGUCAUAUUAUUAUUACAUAGACUCAUUAUAACUAUUCAUUAAUUCAUUACUGAUUAUUCUUACACUAAAAAUAAAAUAAAAUUAUAAGUUAUACAUUAUACAUUAAAAUAAAAUAGAUCAAUGACAUGAGUUCAACGACACCUGGAUCACCUCAUCCUUAUUUUGAUGAAAAAGUUGUGGAAAGAGAAAGUCGGAUAAAAAGUUUAUUUGAGUCAUUGGAUAUGAAAGGACGAGGCUAUUUAGAUGCAGAAGCUAUUCUUCAAGGAUUUUUAAUGUUAACACACUUACCAGCUCAUAGAGAAUAUGUGGUUGACUUGCUGAAUAAGUGUGAUACAGCACAUGAUGGAAUUAUAGAUUAUCAAGAAUUUAGAAACUAUGUUGUAGAAAAAGAAAAGGAUCUUUGGUCGUUAUUUUCGGAAAUUAAUAAAUCGGGUGACAACCGAAUUCACCCGGAUGAACUUCAGUUGGCUUUGAAGGCGGCUGGUAUUCAAGCAACAAAUGAUGAUAUUAAAGAUUUUAUGCAAGCUAUUGACACUGAUGGACAUGGUUAUAUUGAUUUUGAAGUUUGGCGUAAUUUUGUAUUGUUAUUACCACGUGAAACUACAAUUGGAGAGAUUUAUCGAUAUUAUCAAACUUCAACUCAACUUACACAUGAUGCAGAAGUGGUUAUCCCUCAUACAGAUGAAACUGCUAGUAAUGCAUAUAAAUAUUUAGCUGCUGGUGGUAUAGCAGGUGCUGUUUCUAGAACAUGUACAGCCCCGUUUGAUAGACUUAAAGUAUACCUUAUUACACAAACUGCAUUCACGAAUCAAUUAAAAGCAUCUAAUAAUAUACCAACUACUGCUCUACUUCGUCAAUCUGUCCUUUUGGCAGGCAUGAAAAAUAUUUAUAAUCAAGGGGGUGGAAUUCGUGCCUUCUUUGUAGGUAAUGGUUUAAAUGUCAUCAAGAUCGUCCCUGAGUCGGCUAUCAAAUUUUAUGUCUUUGAAACUGCAAAGUUAAUUUUGGCUGGAUUAACGAACGCUGAAGAUAAAAAUGAUAUACCUGUAGGUGCAAGAUUUAUUGCUGGUGGCAUUGCUGGUCUCUGUGCUCAAUUUUGUAUUUAUCCUGUUGAGACCUUAAAGACAAGGAUUAUGUCAUCCAUGCAUAUUCAAACGAGUGGUACAAGUGGUGCUUAUAAAGCUAAACAAAAAAACAUGAUCUUCAAUACUGCAAAAUCAAUGUAUAAAACAAAUGGUAUCAAAGGCUUUUGGCCUGGUUUAAUGGUUAGUUUACUCGGUGUUUUCCCUUAUCAAGCUCUAGAUAUGGGUAUUUAUGAGACAUUGAAGGUCACUUAUCUUCAUUAUAAUAUGACUUCUCAACAAUCAAAUGAGGAUGGCAGUCAUAAAGCUCCUAACGUUUUAAUCUUAUGGGCAUGUGGUAUGGUUAGUGGUUCAAUAGGUGCUACAUCUGUCUAUCCACUCAAUAUGAUAAGAACUAGGUUACAGGCACAAGGUACACCUGCUCAUCCAUACAAGUAUACAUCAGCUUGGGAUGCAGCACAAAAGACAUUUCAUGCAGAUGGUAUCAAAGGAUUUUAUAAAGGUUUAGGCCCAACACUAUUCAAAGUGGUACCUUCUGUUAGUAUAAGUUAUGCUGUAUAUGAAUUUAGCAAAAGAACUCUUGGUAUCUCUUAAUUUCCUUUACACAUACGUCAUACUUUUGUAAAUAAAUAAAUGGAAAAAAAAAAAAAAAAAA